Messenger RNA from Mesoplodon densirostris (Blainville's beaked whale), 462 nucleotides. RefSeq names its product mal, T cell differentiation protein (gene MAL). Gene Ontology annotation, molecular function: structural constituent of myelin sheath. Gene Ontology annotation, biological process: myelination. The record is from RefSeq and is a predicted model, not a curated record. The transcript is spliced from 4 exons. Gene Ontology annotation, cellular component: membrane. The coding region runs from base 1 to 462 and encodes 153 amino acids. NCBI's taxonomy places the organism in Eukaryota, Metazoa, Chordata, Mammalia, Artiodactyla, Ziphiidae.
AUGGCCCCCUCAGCGGCGCCGGGCGGCAUCAGCCUGCCUAGCGGUUUCGCGGUCUUCAUCACCUUCCCGGACAUGCUCUUCAUCUUCGAGUUUGUCUUUGGGGGGCUGGUGUGGAUCCUGAUUGCCUCGUCCCAUGUGCCCAUCCCACUGAUCCAGGGCUGGGUCAUGUUCACGUCUGUGUUUUGCUUCAUAGCCACUACUCUCCUGUACUUCCUGUAUGUAACUGGUGCCCACGGCAGCAGACCUUCCUGGAUCACCCUGGAUGCAGCCUACCACUGUAUCGCCUCCCUGUUUUACUUUGGUGCCUCUGUCCUGGAAGCUUUGGCCGCCAUCCAGCUUCAAGUGGGUUUCACCUACAAACAUUACCAUGAAAACAUCGCUGCUGUGGUGUUUUCGUUCGUAGUCACUCUGCUGUACGUGGUCCACGCAGUGUUUUCUCUAAUCAGAUGGAAGUCUUCCUAA